Messenger RNA from Zingiber officinale, 2151 nucleotides. RefSeq names its product probable arabinosyltransferase ARAD1. Bases 483 to 1949 code for a protein of 488 amino acids. The record is from RefSeq and is a predicted model, not a curated record. Lineage: Eukaryota; Viridiplantae; Streptophyta; Magnoliopsida; Zingiberales; Zingiberaceae. The transcript has 4 exons. Gene Ontology annotation, molecular function: glycosyltransferase activity.
AGUAACCUCGUUUCCAAAUCUAAUGGCCGUGUGAGGCGUGAGUGGAAACCCGAAGACGCCGCUCCACUCCACAGAGGACGCCUAUACUUCCGUGAAUCCAGCGAGAGCGAGCGAGCGAGCAAUCCGACUUCCUCACCCUCCCCUGCCGAUGCAAGCUUCAAAUCUCCAUCUUGUCGCAUUCUCCCUACCCUCCCUUCGCCCCUUUCAUGGUUUCUUUUGUUCUGAUCGGGUCAUCAAAAUGGCGCCUUUUGGUUGAGAAGCGAAGCUCAGCGGGUGUGGGUUUUGGUCGCUUUCGCUUGAUGUUCUUGGAUUGAAAAAGUUCGACAUUUGGAGAUUGUAUGGUGGUAGUUCUUGUUUGAGAAGCUAAUUCUUCAUCUCGAGCUUCUUGGUUCCUUGAUUGUUGUGGUGGAUUCUCUUUUGUCCUUAGGUUGAUGCAAAAAUUAGGAAAUUUCCUGUGAGGUUCAUUGAAUCAUUGGUGUAGGAUGGCUAACAAAAACACGCAGCUGUAUUGUCCUGGAUGCCGGCAUCCUUUCUUAUUUUGUCUCAGCUUUGCCAUAAUACUGGUUCUUCCCUACCUAUUUUUCUUGGAUUAUGCCGGUUCAAAAGAGAAGUUCUUUUCAAUGAUUGAGAAUCGGAGAACCCCUUUGAAUGACCGUGAGGAUGAACCCACAUUGUCGACAGAGUCAACUUUUCGAAAUCAAAAUGGACCAGCAGAUGAGGAUCUUGAGCGAUGUAAUCCGAGUAAAGCAAUGUUGAAGGUUUUCAUGUAUGAUAUGCCUCCAGAGUUUCAUUUUGGUCUUUUAGAUUGGACAGGAGAUGGAAAGAGUGUGUGGCCGAAUAUCCAGACCAAAAUUCCAGAACAUCCCGGCGGGUUGAAUCUACAACACAGCAUUGAGUACUGGCUGACAUUAGAUCUUCUCUCCUCAAGAUUCCCUGACCGGAGUGCUCCCUGCACGGCUGUAAGGGUUGAUGAUUCUCGUGAAGCUGAUGUUGUGUUUGUGCCUUUCUUUUCUUCUUUGAGCUACAACCGCCAUUCUAAAGUUAAACCACCUGAAAAAAUUAGUAGAAAUAAAGUACUGCAGAAGAAGUUGGUGGAGUAUUUGACAGAUCAAGAAGAGUGGAAACGGUCAGGGGGGCGAGAUCACAUUAUAAUGGCACACCAUCCCAAUAGCAUGUUAGAUGCUCGAACGAAGUUGUGGCCUUGCAUGUUCAUUCUUGCAGAUUUUGGGCGAUAUGCUCCCCAUGUUGCUAAUGUGGAGAAAGAUGUAAUUGCUCCCUACAAGCAUAUGAUCAGGACAUUCUUUAAUGACUCAUCUGAAUUUGAUACUCGGCCUACUUUGUUGUACUUUCAAGGAGCUAUCUACAGGAAAGAUGGAGGCUCAGUUCGACAAGAGCUAUUCUAUCUUUUAAGAGAUGAGGAAGAUGUGCAUUUUUCAUUUGGAAGCAUCAGUAAGAAUGGGAUCAGUGAAGCUAGUCGAGGAAUGCACGCAUCGAAGUUCUGUCUGAAUGUCGCCGGAGACACUCCAUCUUCCAACAGACUAUUUGAUGCCAUAGCAAGCCACUGCGUCCCCGUCAUCAUCAGCGAUGAGAUUGAGCUUCCGUAUGAAGACGUCCUCGACUAUUCCAGUUUCUGCAUAUUUGUGCGCACUUCUGAUGCCGUCAAGAAAGGGUUUCUCAUCAAGUUGAUCAGAGGAAUAAGCCGAGAGGUCUGGACCCAAAUGUGGCAAAGGUUGAAGGCAGUCGAAGGCUAUUUCGAGUUCCAGUACCCUUCUAAGAAAGAUGAUGCAGUUCAAAUGAUAUGGCAGGCAGUGGCCAGAAAAGUGCCAGCAAUUCGGCUCAAGCUGCACAGAGCAAGGCGGUUCGCGCGGUUCAACACAGAAGAUCAAAUUAGAAGCUUUAAAAGCUUUAAAAGUGUGUCAUUGAGGAGCCAUCACCCCCGAAUUCAUUAAACAGUUUCGUGAAGAUUUUUACAGCAACUUCUUUGUUUUCUUUGUGGAGUGUCAAGGAAUUGGAGGAUGAAAUGAUGGGAUUCUACAUUUUGGUAUUGAGAAUAAGUGUUGUUUUAGUAAUGAACGCUAGUGGAGUAAUACGAUCCAGUAUCGUUGGUCCUACGAUAAACGAUAAAGUAUAAGUAAAUCAUCGAGCAUAUUU